Molecule: messenger RNA, 1772 nt
Organism: Fopius arisanus
Lineage: Eukaryota; Metazoa; Arthropoda; Insecta; Hymenoptera; Braconidae
Product: putative fatty acyl-CoA reductase CG5065
Exons: 6
Coding region: 178-1710 (510 amino acids)
Biological process (GO): long-chain fatty-acyl-CoA metabolic process
Cellular component (GO): peroxisome
Molecular function (GO): alcohol-forming very long-chain fatty acyl-CoA reductase (NADP+) activity
Source: RefSeq, a predicted model, not a curated record
GGCCACGUGGAAUUUCAAUAACUCAAUAAUAAACUCGUCGAAGGAUUGGGGUCAAUCGUACGAGUUACUAAAUAAUUCGGGUGAUGGAAUUUGCCGAGUUGGCGGGAUUUCAGCGAUAUUGGCGAUCUGGGGAGCGGGUGAGGAACGUUCUGGACUUUAGUUGGUGACGGAAGAGCAAUGAGAAAGUACUCGAUUAAUCGGUCAUUGUGCGGGGGGACAGUUCUGUUGACGGGGGCCACUGGAUUCAUCGGGGGAUCGCUCCUGGAGAGGAUCUUGGAGCUCGAUCCUGGACCCAACUGCGUUUACGUCUUGGUCCGGAAACGCGAGGGGAUCAGUCCCAAGGCGCGGAUUGAUAAAAUCCUUGCGUCACCUCUAUUCGUGAGACUGAAACCCGAGGCCCUGCGGAAGGUGAAAGUCAUUCCCUGUGACUUGACAGCUGGAAAUCUCGGGCUGUCCGAUGGCGAUCGGCAAAUUCUUUUGUCCGAAUGCACCCACGUAUUCCACUCCGCGGCAUUCAUAUCUUUUGCAGCUCAUCUCAAUUCCGCGGUACGCAUUAAUUUACUCAGUACGCGUCAUCUCCUGGGACUGACCAAGCGCAUGCCAAAACUUCGGGCUAUGGUGCAUGUCUCAACGGCAUACGCUAAUUGCACUAGAAACAGCGAUGAGGUACUCCAGGAGAGACUUUACCCGUCAUCGAUGGAGCCGUCAUCCUUUAUUGACAUGAUGGAACGCAUGAGCUGCGAGGAGAUAAACCAUAAAACUGAGGAAAUACUCGGCAAUCACGUGAAUACGUACACUUUUACUAAACAAAUGGCGGAGAAUCUUCUAGCAAUGGAACGUGGAAACGUACCACUUUCCAUCAUAAGACCGAGUAUCGUGUUGAAUAGCUGGAGCCAACCGACUGUUGGUUGGGUGGAUAACGUCAACAGUGGAGCCUGUGGCUUCAUCGCCGGUAUUGCCAAGGGAUUAUUCCGCACAUUCCAGGCAACCCCGAAUACUCUGUUGGAUGUAAUCCCUGUGGACAUGGUGGUAUCGACGAUUCUUGCAGCAGCAGAGAGAGCCCACCAGGAUCCCGAGAACCUCCACAUCUUCCACUGCACCUCCAACACCAUAAAUCCCACCACCUGGGACGAAUAUUGUGAAGAAGUGGUGAGAGCCUGUCGAGAGCAUCCCUGCGAAAAUCUCCUGUGGUAUCCAAAAGCCAGAAUCAGAAAAAAUUACCUGAGGAAUCUUCUGGUCCUCUACGUCUUUCAGAUAAUCCCGGCAUUCAUAAUCAACUCCAUUUCUCCUAUCUGGAACUUCGACAAGAGCGAAUUGAUUUAUCAAGUCCAGCGGAGAUACCUGAAGGGAAAUUCCUACACUUCAUUUUUCUCCACUCACCAGUGGAAAUUCGAUCGACGUAACACCCAAGUCCUUCAGGACGCACUUGCUCCGGAUGAGAGGGAGGUCCACCCCAUGGAUCCCCGUCUCAUCAACUGGAGGAAGUACUUCGAGAUAUGCGUCGUGGGCACCAGGAGAUAUUUCCACAAGGAAUCAUCUGCGACGACUGAACGCGCCCGUCAGCAGAUGAAACGAUUGAAAAUAACCGCUGAACUCACACCGUUUUUUAUAUUCGCACUCUUGACGUAUGCCAUGAUGAAUAUAGGAAUUUCCUGGAGCAUCGCAUCUAUUUUCAGUGCAACAAUCGUCCUGUUCUUCAUUUGGUUGUAAUUAUCCAUGCGUCUGAUUUUAUCAACAAUUUUUAGUUAUUUCUGAUUAAUAAAUAAUUACCU